AGGGCCGAAGGGCGUCGAUGAAGUCGUCCAUGUCGCAACUCAACCCUCUCAACCUCAUUCCCACCAAGACGACCGACACAGGCAUCAUCCUGGAGGUCGAGACGUCUACGUUGCAGGAGCUUGGCCUGUUGGCGGUGAGUGCGGUCCCGCUGGUGAUCACGUUCUUGCUCCAGUUCUCGCUCACAGUUGCGUCUGUUUUCAGCGUGGGCAACCUCGGCUCGCAAGAAUUGGCUGCCGUGUCGCUGUCGAACCUGCUCUGCAACGUCUCUGCAUACGCUAUAAUCCAGGGAAUCGCGUCGUCGCUGUCGACACUGUGUCCGCAGGCGUACGGCAGAAAAGACUACAGGGCCGUGGGCAUGCAUAGCCUGCGGUGUCUGGUGCUGCUGCUGCUGCUGUACGUGCCGAUGUACGGGUUUCUGCAUUGGGGAUCACGCCCGCUGCUGCUGAAAAUCAUCCAGGACGAGCGGCUGAGCGACCUCGCGUCGUCGUACCUGAAACGGCUGCUGUACGGCGUGCCUGGCUACAUUGUCUUCGAGGUGUUGAAACAGUAUCUCCAAGCGCAGGGUAUUUUCCAUGCGUCGACGCUUGUGCUUGUGCUGUGCGCGCCGCUCAACAUCUUUCUAAACUACCAGCUGGUUUGGAAUGAGACGUACGGUAUCGGGUUUCUGGGGGCCCCCACCGCCGUCGUGAUCACCAACUGGUGCAUGGCAUCGAUGCUCUUCUGCUACGCGGCGUUUGUCAACGGCUACCAGUGCUGGUGCGGCUUUUCGCGCGACGUGUUCCGCAACUGGAGCCGUACUUUGCAACUCGCAGGCCCCGGCGUGAUCAUGAUCGAGGCCGAGUGGCUCGCGUUCGAGAUCAUCACCUUUGCAUCUUCCAAGUUCGGCACUGCCGCUCUAGCGUCGCAGUCCAUCAUGACCACCACUGGCUCGACCAUCUACCAGAUCCCGCUUGCGAUAUCCGUGGCCGCGUCGACCAGAGUGGCCUGGUUCAUCGGGUCGGCUUCCAAGGACGCCGCCGUUAAGUCUGCGCACGCGGCCACGUGGAUGUCUGUGCUCUUUGGCGCGGUCAACGCCAUCGUGCUCGUGCGCUACCGCAAACUAGUGGUUUCGUGCUUUUCGAGCGACCCCGAGGUCGUCGAGCUUGCCAGCAAGGUCCUAAUCAUCGGGGCCGCCUACCAGGUGAAUGACGCCAUUGCCUGUGUCAGCGGCGGCGUCCUGCGUGGCCAGGGCCGCCAGUACAUUAGUGGCUGGCUCAACCUCGUGAGCUACUAUGUUUUUGCUCUGCCGAUCGCGUUUGCUUGCGGGUUCCACCUGCAUCUGGGACUCAUUGGCCUCUGGAUCGGCAUGAUGUGUGCGCUAUGCUUUGUGUCGCUUGCAGAGUGCUACUACGUGCUCACCACCGACUGGGACACUCUCAUCAAGAGGUCCAUCGAGGAGGGCAUGAAAGAGCAGUCCAGCUUCCAGGAGGCGCUGCUCGAUCAGGCUAGUUUCCAGGAGAUCAUGAUCCCCGGCAGCGCGAGCCUGCGGCCUGUGCGGAGCCACGCCCUACUUCCUAUCCCAGUCUGACCACCAACAUUGUCCUUACACAUACCCACGGAAUAACUAUAACAAACUAUCCUAUGGCCAGCUGCGGCGAAAAACCACGUAUCUGCCGGUUUCUCAUGGACUCGGGACGAUGAAUCGCCUAUAGCUUGCGGAGGACUUUCGCUGGUAUCCCACCCACCACCGUGUUAUCUGGAACGUCCUGCGUAACUACCGCGCCCGCAGCCACCACAGAAUUCUCGCCAACAGUGACACCCGACAGUAUCGUUGCGUUUGCGCCGACCCAUGCAUUUUUCUUGAUAUGAAUAGGACCCACCAGCAACGAGGAUCUUAUUGCAGGUUCCACCGGGUGGCCUUCCGACAACAGAUUGACCUUGGGUGCGAUCAGCACGCCGUCUUCGAUGGUGAUGCCGCCCAAGUCCAGAAACACGCAGUCAAAGUUGAUGAAUACAUUUUUGCCUAUCUUGAGGUUCUUGCCGUAGUUGAUGUGCAGCGGCGUGAAAAUAUUAACUGUGCCAUCUAUCUCGCUUUCUGUGAUCUUGGCAAGUAGAUCUUGUAUCUCUGCAGGAUCGGCCGACUGAUUCAUCUGCAAAACCAGCUUUUUGGUCUCGUAGGAGGCCUGCAGUAGCUUGUAAGCCUCGGGCUCAUUGCCGGGGAUCGAUCUAUCUUUCAGUAGUUUUUGGAAAAUACUCUGAGAUUCGGAUGUCAUAAAAUAAUCACAACUAUUUUCCGCACUGCUAAAACGGCUGGGACCCGACUAAAUAUUGUUCUGAUUCAAAAAAAGAAUCAUAGCUCAUCUACUUUCGUUCUUGUUGAGGUACGGACUACGAAGCUCGCGUUCCCGACCCCACUGGACCCUGUUUUUGUAGCCAAUAGUGUGUUGCGUCCAGCGCUCCUUUUUUAGUGUUCCCUGGUGGUCUGACGACCAAUCUCCGAAAAAGCCUCAUCAAAUUUGGCCCAUGCCCCUACAGAAUCGGACCGGCCAAUAACCUGGCUCCUUUCACCGCCAAAAGGCCCCGAUUGUCAGGUCUACGGGGCUGCAGGGAGAUGGGUAGGUUAUUUUUCAGCCAUGAAUUUUUUUAGCUAUAAUUUAUUCUCUCCAUUUAAUGAUUGAGGAGUCUCCUGUCGCGGCCCCGCAUGUUGGCCAGCAGAUGCACCCACGCAUGAAGCUGCCGUCGCUGUCGUCACUGACAGACGACUUCUCGCUCCCUCCACUUAACACAGACAUCUCAGAGGCCGAGUCUGCCGACGCUAAAAUCACCCUCCCAUCUCUGUCCACUCUCACCCAGUCCAUUCCUGAUGUGCUUAAGCCUCUUCCUGCCACGCCGAACACGUCUUUUGUUGACUCGCUGCCUUCUUUGAAGCGUUCUGCCGACGAGCAAUAUGGACAGGACCAUAAGAGAAUGCUACUAGGACUGAAGAAGGAGGACGGUUUGCCGCUCAGAAACGCCUUGCGGCCGGCUGAGAGCGUCGGAAUGCCCAAGACAAGCCGCCACAGAGGUCGCACGCACCCGUCGUACAGACUGGACGAUGUUCAGUGUGGACCGCAACCCCAACUGGCGGAGAGUAUUCCUGUUUUUGCGCCUUCUUCCGACCAAGUGCACGAUCCUAUGUCUUACAUCGAGUCUCUACGCGACCAAGGCGUCCAAUACGGUGCCAUAAAGGUAGUUUUGCCCGAAAAAAAACCCUCCAUCGAAAUCAGAGCCAAACUGGCCGUUAAGAAGCAAACCAAGAAUCACAACACCAUAUCGAACCCCGGAACCCGACUCGUGCGAAAACGUGACCAGCUCCUUCAGCUUGGAUUCCAGCCGCUGUUCGACAAGUCCACGCGCCACAAACAAGGACUCACGGUUCCAGACGAACACGCUCUUCCGUCCUACGACUUUUAUCAGUGGAGUGACGCACCUGUGGACGACGAUGACGCAAAAAUCCAGGACAUGGUCGAUCUUCGCCAGUUCGACCAGCUGUGCGAGGACGACAGUCUGGGAACAGAGCAGGGCUUCUGGAACUCGGAUUUCGACGCCUUUUAUGCUACCCAUACGCCGGAUCUCGACGUGCACCCGACGGGGUGGAACCUCCGAUUUUUGAGCGUCUGCGAGGGCUCCUUGCUGCAGUAUCUGAACGAAGAAACGAAUUUGAUCAAUCCGAAGCUGCGGGUGGCGUCAAAGUACAGCUUUGAGAACUGGAGUCUCGAGGACCAUUUUCUGCAGAAAAUCAACUACCACCAUUCGGGAGCACCUAGGUUGUGGUAUUUUGUGCCCGUGAGCCAACGAGAAAAAUUCGAGAAACUGCUACGGGAGAAAAGAGUCAACCGCGCGCAACUCAAGCACGAGCCGUUCAGACACUUUGUUGACGAGGGUGACUGUUUUGACGACACUUUCCUUAUAUCCCCGGCAGAGCUCAAGAGUCAGCAAAUAGACGUUUUUGCCACGGUACAGUGUCCGGGCGAGCUGGUCAUCAAAUACCCACAGGUCUACUCGCUCUGUGUGUCGCUGGGCACGAGUGUUUGCGAGAGUGUGAAUUUUGCCAGCCGAUGCUGGUUGCAGAGCGCGGUGGCCAGCGUGGACUGGAUGCGAAAACAGCUCAUCAUUCCUGCAUUUUCCACCUUCAAAUUACUUGUGAACGUGGCUACCAAUUGCGACGACCGCGACACGCUAAGGGCGCUGGACCCGGUGCUGGAAGUCUUGAUCGACAAGGAGAUGGAGCAGCGAGAAAAUAUCCGGGGCUACCAUUUCAAAGAGUCCUCCACGGGUACCGCUGUGGUGACAGAGGCCGAUCUCGUCGAGGCGUUUCCUUCGUACGUGGUGGUGUAUGACCGCAAGAAGCCGUCGGAGUCGCUAUCGAUGUCGGUGGCCAGGUUUCUGGACAAGUACAACCCGGAGAAGCACGAUCUCAAGGUGGAAUUCUGUGUGCAGGUUUCGGACGACGCUCUGCGCACGGCCCAGAAGCUACUCAAGACCAAACUCGUGACGGGCGCAGAGUGGCUGCACAAGUACCACGAGGUGAUCGAAGGCUACGACAAGCCGUCCACGAAGCUCCUCAAGCCGCUGCUCCAGGAAGGAGAAUCGAUUUUCCACAGUCCCGAUAAGCUGUCUUUGCAAGACACAGAGGCUUACGAGACGUACCGGCUGCUCAGAGAGUAUUACCAGCAGACGGAGGAAUGGGCCGCUCGGGCGACCAAGUUUCUGCAAUUCAAGAUAUCGACCAGAAUGCGUCAGCGAAAAGUGGACUACCACUCGGACAGAAAAAACUGGAACGAGCUGGAGGACCUGGAAAAGCUGAUCAAGGAGAUCCCGCAGCUGCCGAUCUCGACGCCGGAAAUGGACCAGCUGCUGGAGUACUCGACCGAGAUCAUCAAGUACAACGAGAUGGUGGAGCAGGUGCUGGCCCGCCCGGACGAGAAAGAGCUCGAGAACCUGCACAUUCUGGGCAGCUCGUUCGGAGUGAAGCUGAACUCGUUUAUGCUUCUGGACCGCAUUCUCAAGCGCAACGGAUGGCUGAAGAAACUGGACGAGCUGGACCACUACUCCAGCGACACAGACGCGGUCGGGGCGCUGUUGGCGGAGGGCUACGAGCUGGCCGCCGUGGGCGACAAGGAGCUGUUUGAAAAACUGCACACGGUUUACGAGCAGGCGGUGCGGGCCAACGAGGAGCUGGCGGCAAACAGCGACGACGUGCACAAGUUGCAGAUGCUGUACGACAAAUACGAACAGCUGCCCCUCAACACGGCCGUUCGACAGAGCACGGUGGCGGCUCUUGACGAGUACGCGGCUCUGUACGCACAGCUGGAGCAGAUCGCACACACGGUACAGCUGCGGUUCGGCGAGCUCGCGCAACCGGACGAGCUGCUGCGCAUGAUCGACUCGAACCUGCGCUACUUCGACGCCAGCUUCCAGCCCUCGCGGCCGCUGCUCCAGGAAAUUACGCACAAGGUCGCGCGGUACCCUGCGCUGACGGCCGAGCACCAGACGCUGCAGUUCUACGAGCACCAGGUGGACGUGUGGUACGAGCAGCUGGUGCUGUAUUUCGGGCUUACCAAGGUGAAAAAACUACGCAGCUACUUUGAGGAGUGGCAGCGGUUCGACGAGCAGGUAUUUGCCGAGCCGCCCGACGGCUCCAGCUACUGCGUGUGCCGCAUGCGUCACGAGAACGGCAUCAUGAUCGAGUGCGAGGCGUGCGAGCAGUGGUUCCAUUUCGGGUGUCUCGGGCUGCGCGACGAGGACGAGGCAGAAAUCAGCGGCUUCCUGUGUCCGAUCUGCGACGUGGACAUGCGGUUCAAGUCGACGCGCUACCAUCUGGACCAGGUGGAAAGAAAGCCGACGCUGGCGCAGCUGGUGGAGUUUGUCUACUGGUCCAACUCGCAGCUGACCGUGCUCCCGCCGGAGUACCGCAAUAUCCUGUGGAUUCUGCGCAACUGCUACACAUUCAAGCUGAGUAUCUCGGACCUUCUGGAGAACGACCUGGCGGGGAUCCGCCACGCGCUGCGCCGCAUGGAGGGCUGUCGCGUCAACUUCGAGGAGGACCGCCGCGUGCUGCGCGCCAAAGUGGCCGAGCUGCUGCGCGCCGAUCGACGCGUCGAUGCAGCUGCGCCCGAGUCCCGGUGAAAAAUUAAAAAUUGUAGCAAAUCCGAUUAAGCACAGCAC
This is a messenger RNA of Ogataea polymorpha, 6187 nucleotides long. RefSeq lists its product as uncharacterized. Gene Ontology annotation, molecular function: histone H3K4me/H3K4me2/H3K4me3 demethylase activity. NCBI's taxonomy places the organism in Eukaryota, Fungi, Ascomycota, Pichiomycetes, Pichiales, Pichiaceae. The record is from RefSeq and is a predicted model, not a curated record. Gene Ontology annotation, cellular component: nucleus. Gene Ontology annotation, biological process: chromatin remodeling. Bases 2651 to 6148 code for a protein of 1165 amino acids. The transcript has a single exon.